GUAUAUUUAAACUGAGUGGCAUGGUUACACACAAUUCCCCUCUCCAAGCAACAAUCUAAAUUGUAGUAUAGAGAAAACAAAAACACUUUUCUUUUUUUUUCGUUUUAGAAACAAUAAUAUGUUGAUAGGGAAUCGACCACGGCCUCAAAUGCAGAGAACCACAAGCAUAACGAGGAUCACCGUCGAGGUUGACGAUGAUCAGACCUCCGGUCAAGACUCUGACGUAGCUAUGACGGUGGUAGACGGCGGAAACAAUUACGACCAGCGGUUCUUGGGGAUUUUGUCGCCCACAAAUCACCGGAGGAACGAGAGCCAAGACGGUGGGAGAUCAUCACCGUCCUCGUCGUCGUCGUCUUUUCUUGGAAACUGUGGCUUGUGCAAACGCCGUUUAGCUCCCGGUCGUGAUAUUUACAUGUACAAAGGGGACGCGUUUUGUAGCGUAGAAUGCAGAGAACAACAAAUGGAGCACGACGAAGGCAAAACAAGAAACCGCGCCGUACAAUCACCAAAAUGAAAAAUAUGCAUGGCUCAAAUUUGCUAUUACUCUUAAGUUCGUGUGUGCUUUCUUAACUUGAGAUCGUUGUUUUUAAUCAUUAAUUAGUCUCCAUUAUGUAAUGAAACUAUUAACUAUCUUUCAGGUCCUGCAUAUAUAUAUUGUUUUAAGGAUAUACUA
Camelina sativa (false flax) is the source of this 673-nucleotide messenger RNA. Its product is annotated as FCS-Like Zinc finger 7. The record is from RefSeq and is a predicted model, not a curated record. NCBI's taxonomy places the organism in Eukaryota, Viridiplantae, Streptophyta, Magnoliopsida, Brassicales, Brassicaceae.